AUGGCUGGUCUGAAGGUGGAUUAUCCCACGUUCCCAGCUGCCGCAUUUCUAGCAUCAUCCUCUGAAGCUGACCACCGCUGGAGACAAGAUAUUUCUCUAGCUGGAUCUCAGGUCUCUGGUACGUUACAGUUGUGUCGCCAUUAUUCAGAUUUGCCACCUCUUACUUUGGAGAGUAUCCAGGAGCGUGUUCUGUAUGUCUUGAAAUUGUAUGAUAAGGUAGAUCCAGAAAAGCUCACAGUAACUGCCCACUUCAUGAAAGAUCUGGGCUUGGACAGUUUAGACCAAGUGGAGAUCAUCAUGGCCAUGGAAGAUGAAUUUGGGUUUGAAAUUCCUGACACGGAAGCAGAAAAGCUAAUGUGUCCACAGGAGAUUGUAGAUUACAUUGCAGAUAAGAAGGAUGUGUAUGAAUAAAGACAUUUCUUUGAAGCGGAGAAAUUCUCUUCUACUGUGAAGACUGGGAUGAUAUCAGCGGUUGUGUGAAUGUAAGCGCACAUUAUUGUACCAUUGCUGCAGUCGUUCUGUUGGACAUUGUAUUUAAUGUCGUCUGAAUAUGUGUUGGCCUUCACAAAAAUAAAUAUAGAAGACCAUUA
This is a messenger RNA of Chelonoidis abingdonii (Abingdon island giant tortoise), 590 nucleotides long. RefSeq names its product NADH:ubiquinone oxidoreductase subunit AB1 (gene NDUFAB1). Gene Ontology annotation, molecular function: acyl carrier activity; acyl binding. The record is from RefSeq and is a predicted model, not a curated record. Gene Ontology annotation, biological process: fatty acid biosynthetic process. Gene Ontology annotation, cellular component: respiratory chain complex I; mitochondrion. NCBI's taxonomy places the organism in Eukaryota, Metazoa, Chordata, Testudines, Testudinidae.